AUGUCGAUCUGCCCGGCGCCGUCGGAGUCCUCGGGCUCCGGGAGCCGCGUGUGGAUCUUCCACGGGCUGGCGCUCGGCGCGGCGGCGGCCGCCGCCGCGGCCGCCUACGUGUACCGCCGGCCCCGCGGGUUCCGCAGCCUGGCGGUGGGCAUCAUCCCCGCGCGCUACGCCUCCUCCCGCUUCGACGGCAAGCCGCUCGCCCUCAUCCUCGGCAAGCCCAUGAUACAGAGAACCUGGGAAAGAGUUAUGCUAGCUUCUUCAUUAGACCAUGUUGUUGUGGCAACGGAUGAUGAGAAAAUUGCUGAGUGCUGUAGAGGAUUUGGAGCUGAUGUUAUAAUGACAUCAGUAUCAUGCCAAAAUGGAUCUGAGCGCUGCUGUGAGGCACUUCAAAAGCUCAGGAAACAUUAUGACAUUGUUGUCAAUAUUCAAGGGGAUGAGCCUCUUAUUGAACCAGAUAUCAUAGACGGUGUGGUUAUGGCAUUGCAGCGAGCUCCUGAUGCAGUCUUCAGCACAGCUGCCACGGCACUAAAACCUGAAGAUGCAUUUGACACAAACCGAGUGAAGUGUGUAGUAGACAACCAGGGUUAUGCAAUAUACUUCUCAAGAGGGCUGAUCCCAUUUAACAAAUCAGGGAAAGUCAAUCCUCACUUUCCAUAUCUUCUUCAUCUUGGAAUUUCGGGCUUUGAUUCGAAGUUUCUGAAGAUCUAUCCACAGCUUGCACCAACCCCACUGCAACUAGAAGAGGACCUGGAGCAACUUAAAGUUCUUGAGAAUGGCUACAAGAUGAAGGUUAUCAAGGUGGACCAUGAUGCCCAUGGUGUGGAUGCGCCCGAAGACGUUGAGAAAAUAGAAGCAUUGAUGCGGGCAAGGAACAUCCAGUAG
Triticum turgidum subsp. durum (durum wheat) is the source of this 882-nucleotide messenger RNA. The record is from the annotation of a GenBank genome assembly. NCBI's taxonomy places the organism in Eukaryota, Viridiplantae, Streptophyta, Magnoliopsida, Poales, Poaceae.